AGGAAGAAGCGCCCAGAUAAGGGAUUGUUCUAUGACUUCCUGAGAAAUAGUGAAAUGUCAGGUUCUUCACCAUUUAAGAUGCGAUUAGUUCAUUUGGACCUUAAAGGAGCUCCACCAAAGGUCUCCUACCUCUCUGAGCUUCUUCAGAACGUCCCCAUGCUCGCAGGAGAGGAAACUUCGACAGACACAUCAACAGGAGUGUUAAAGUCUUGUUGGACCUGCUGUGCCCCUUGUCCAGGGCAGGGUCUUUCCUCUGUUCCAUGCCCUUGGCGCCAACGGGCUCCUCCUCGAGUACGAAGACAUGUUUCCCUACGAGGGCCACCUCAGGCUUCUGAGAGCCAAGCACGCAUACAGGAGCUGGAGUAUGAAUAGCAGCUGCUGUGAACCAGAGCCGGAGUGUCAACAGGAGUUGCUGUGAACCAGAGCUGGAGGGUGAACAGGAGGUGGUGUGAACAAGAGCUGGAGGGUCAAGAGGUGCUGAUGUGAAUAAGAGCUGAGAGUCAAGAGGAGCUGGUGUGAAGAAGAGCUGGAGUGUCAACAGGUGCUGGUGUGAACAAGAGCAGGAGGGUCAGGAGGAGCUGGUGUGAACAAGAGCUGGAGGCCCCCCUGAAAUUAAAGAGAUCCUACAUCUGGCUACACUGAAUGAGCUAGAGGUCAUUCCGUUGGUGCAGACAUUUGGACACAUGGAGUUUGUGCUGAAGCACGAGGCUCUCGCUCACCUCCGAGAAGUGGCACUUUUCCCUAACACCCUGAACCCGCAUGAGGCCGAGUCCCUGGCCCUGGUGGGAGCCAUGAUCAGCCAGGUCAUGGAGCUGCACCCGGGCGCCCGGUGGCUCCAUGUCGGCUGCGACGAGGUCUACUACCUCGGGGAGGGCGAGGCCUCGAGACGGUGGCUGCAGCAGGAGCACAACACCAAAGCCAGACUGUGCCUGUCCCACAUGAAGGCGGUGGCCUGCCACGUGCUGGCCCGGCACCCGGCCACCAGGCCCCUGGUGUGGGACGACAUGCUGCGGGCCAUCCCCGAGGACCAGCUCGCAGCAUCGGGGGUCCCACAGCUGGUGGAGCCCGUGCUCUGGGACUAUGGGGCCGACCUGGACGUCCACGGCAAAGCUCUUCUCAUGGAAAAGUACCGGAAGUGUGGUUUUCUCCGGCUGUGGGCUGCCAGCGCUUUCAAGGGGGCCACGGGGGCGAGCCAGGCCCUGACCCCCAUCGAGCACCACCUCAGGAACAAUGUGCAGUGGCUGCGGGUGGCAGCCAGGGGGCCAGCGGACAUGCUGCAGGGCAUCGUCCUGACCGGCUGGCAGAGGUACGACCACUUCUCGGUGCUGUGCGAGCUGCUGCCCGUGGGGAUCCCGUCCCUGGCCGUCUGCCUGCAGUCGCUCCUACACGGAGGUUUUGCUGAAGACGUUAAAGCAAGAGUGGAGAACUUUCUCGGGAUUUCAAACCUAGAAACGACUGACUUUACAGGCGAGGGCGCCGGCUCCUUCCCCGGUAGCGACAUCCUGGCCCUCGUCACGCACGUCAGCCUCCACCUGCGCAGCUCUGUGGACGCGCUGCUGGAGAGGGACAGGCGGGCUGGGCUGCUGGCUGCCGUGGGCCCACCUGUGUGGCUCUGCCCCCAGGUACGUGACCGGCUGGUUUGGCCCCUACCACCGCCGGCGGAAGCUCAUCCACCCCGUCAUGGUCCAGCACAUCCAGCCCCCGGCGCUCAGCCUCCUGGCCAGGUGGAGCACCGUGGUGCAGGAGCUGGAGGCCGCCCUGCGGCGCGUCUUCUACCCGGACGCCGUGGAGGAGUGGCUGGAGGAGAACGUGCGUCCCAGCCUGCAGCGGCUGCAGGCCUUGCUGCAGGACCUGAGGGAGGCAGCCAGCGCCAGCCCCAGCCCGCAGGCGGGUCGGGACCCCUGAGGGCCGGGCCCUGCGUCCGUCCAAUGUCCGCCCCUGCCGCACCCAUGGGGCAGACGGUUAGCGCCUGGAAGGCAAGUGGAAAAUGUGCAAGGAAAACACGCAGGGGCCUGCUUCCUGAUUGUGUGUAGAGCUUGUUGGGUUAAAAUAAAGAGCAGGACCCGGAACUCA
Canis lupus familiaris (dog) is the source of this 2073-nucleotide messenger RNA. It is a transcript of the gene HEXD, whose product is annotated as hexosaminidase D. The coding region runs from base 684 to 2033 and encodes 449 amino acids. Gene Ontology annotation, biological process: carbohydrate metabolic process. The record is from RefSeq and is a predicted model, not a curated record. The transcript has 14 exons. Gene Ontology annotation, molecular function: hexosaminidase activity. NCBI's taxonomy places the organism in Eukaryota, Metazoa, Chordata, Mammalia, Carnivora, Canidae.